This is a messenger RNA of Caenorhabditis remanei, 348 nucleotides long. RefSeq lists its product as uncharacterized. The record is from RefSeq and is a predicted model, not a curated record. The transcript has 3 exons. NCBI's taxonomy places the organism in Eukaryota, Metazoa, Nematoda, Chromadorea, Rhabditida, Rhabditidae. Bases 1 to 348 code for a protein of 115 amino acids.
AUGGGAGUCGAGUUGUCAUUGGACCCACCCGUCUGUCCGAUUCAAGCGAAUGGAGGCACUUCCAAGCACAAGAUUAUCAAUCAUUGCGACAAGAUGUUGGCUUAUAAAGUCAAAUCGUCGAACAACUCCAACUACAGCGUCAACACUAUCUAUGGAUUGAUUCAAAUCGGCUACACCGUUGAUUUGAUUAUCACUAGAAAGCCCGGAAAACCGCAAGCCGAUCGUCUCGUCAUCCAAUUCGCCUCGGUCGAGCAGGAUUGUCGUGAUCCAAAGGCACCGUUCGCAACGGGACAACCGGUUGGGGAACUCUCUGGAGAGACCAUCAUCAAACUAUCGGCAGCAGAAUAA